Jaculus jaculus (lesser Egyptian jerboa) is the source of this 5508-nucleotide messenger RNA. RefSeq names its product potassium inwardly rectifying channel subfamily J member 2 (gene Kcnj2). Gene Ontology annotation, biological process: regulation of monoatomic ion transmembrane transport; potassium ion import across plasma membrane. Bases 395 to 1675 code for a protein of 426 amino acids. Gene Ontology annotation, cellular component: plasma membrane. The record is from RefSeq and is a predicted model, not a curated record. Gene Ontology annotation, molecular function: inward rectifier potassium channel activity. The transcript is spliced from 2 exons. NCBI's taxonomy places the organism in Eukaryota, Metazoa, Chordata, Mammalia, Rodentia, Dipodidae.
CGCACUAGAGUCCUGGCCAGCGCGCAGCCUUCCCGGCGCCGGCUAGCUGGGUCUUGGGAAUUCUCGCUUGCUACGGGCUCCCCUCAUUUUCACAACCCACUGGAUCUUACAUGCUUCUGUCAUCCCCUCACUUCCACCACAUGUCCCUAUGCUCCCGGGCCAGCAACAGGACGAGUUCACUGGAUGUCAGCUGAGUUACUAAAGUAACUCCAUGUCAGUAGGAAGACCUUGGUAGAACCCCAAGGCUUUUGGAAACUCCCAUCUUGCAGUUUUUAUUAUUAUUAUUUUUUUGGUGUGUGUUCUCACUGAACAUUCAAAACUGUUUCUCCAAAGGGUUUUGCAAAAACUCGGACUGUUUUCCAAAGCAGAAGCACUGGCGUCCACAGCAGAAGCGAUGGGCAGUGUGCGAACCAACCGCUAUAGCAUCGUCUCUUCGGAGGAAGAUGGCAUGAAGUUGGCCACUAUGGCAGUGGCCAACGGCUUUGGGAAUGGGAAGAGUAAAGUCCACACACGUCAACAGUGCAGGAGCCGCUUUGUGAAGAAAGAUGGGCACUGCAAUGUCCAGUUCAUCAAUGUGGGCGAGAAGGGACAGCGGUACCUAGCGGACAUCUUUACCACCUGCGUGGACAUUCGCUGGCGAUGGAUGCUGGUGAUCUUCUGUCUGGCGUUCGUGCUCUCCUGGCUGUUCUUCGGCUGUGUGUUUUGGUUGAUAGCUCUGCUCCACGGGGAUCUGGAGGCAUCUAAGGAGAGUAAAGCCUGUGUGUCGGAGGUCAACAGCUUCACGGCUGCCUUCCUCUUCUCCAUUGAGACCCAGACAACCAUCGGCUAUGGCUUCAGGUGCGUCACGGACGAGUGCCCCAUCGCUGUGUUCAUGGUGGUGUUCCAGUCCAUCGUGGGCUGCAUCAUCGACGCCUUCAUCAUCGGUGCCGUGAUGGCAAAGAUGGCAAAGCCCAAGAAAAGAAAUGAGACGCUCGUCUUCAGUCACAACGCUGUGAUUGCCAUGAGGGACGGCAAACUGUGCCUGAUGUGGAGGGUGGGCAACCUGCGGAAGAGCCACCUGGUGGAGGCUCAUGUCCGAGCCCAGCUCUUGAAGUCCAGGAUCACUUCAGAAGGGGAGUAUAUACCCCUGGAUCAGAUAGACAUCAAUGUUGGCUUCGACAGUGGGAUUGACCGCAUAUUUCUAGUGUCCCCCAUCACCAUUGUCCAUGAGAUUGAUGAAGACAGUCCUUUGUAUGAUUUGAGUAAACAGGACAUCGACAAUGCAGACUUUGAAAUCGUUGUCAUCCUCGAAGGCAUGGUGGAAGCCACUGCCAUGACCACGCAGUGUCGGAGCUCUUACCUGGCCAAUGAAAUCCUUUGGGGUCACCGCUAUGAGCCAGUGCUCUUUGAGGAAAAGCACUAUUACAAAGUGGAUUAUUCAAGGUUCCAUAAAACCUAUGAAGUACCCAAUACACCCCUGUGUAGUGCAAGAGACUUAGCAGAAAAGAAAUAUAUCCUCUCCAAUGCUAAUUCAUUUUGCUAUGAAAAUGAAGUUGCCCUCACAAGCAAGGAGGAAGACAGUGACAAUGGGGUCCCGGAAAGCACCAGUACAGAUUCACCUCCUGACAUAGACCUCCACAACCAGGCCAGCGUACCUCUAGAACCCAGGCCAUUACGGCGAGAAUCAGAGAUAUGACUGACCGAUUUCCUUCUCUGGGGUAUUUACUUCACAACACUGUCUGAUGGUCAGAGGCGUAAAACCCUUACACAGACCACGGUACUGGUCAAGAGGUGGGUGAAGGCAUGUGGCCAUGAGGGACUUGGGCUAGCACCAGGGUUUCCAGGAAAGACUGUCGGCUUGGUGGCUGGUGACUGAUGUCAGGCCCUGCAGGAGCCUCCCCAUGACCCUGUGGCACAUAUCUGUUGUAGAAUAAGUUAUGUAUUGUUUUGUGUUUUUAACAAAACUUGAAUCUGCAGGCAAGCCUUGGUUGGGUAUUUUUGAAUUAUCUGGAAUGCUUCUCUUUUAGGGGAACAAGAAUGUUUUUAAUGGCGUCACAGAGGCAAGAUUCUGCCUUAAUAUUUUGAAAAGCUGCUAACUACAUGGACACGAAUUGUAUUUUUGUCGCAGUGUAGUUUUUCUUUAUGUAAUUUAAAAAAGUCAGUGUUGAACUUUGUUGAAAGCACAUGACGUGCUUCAAAGUGGCAAGUAUUUGGCUAUUAACUGCCAAAAUGAGAGCCUGAUUUUCUGAGGCCAGUAAUAUGCUUGCUAGAAUUAAUCCCUCCCACACACUGUCUCCCCCCCCCUCUCUUCUCUCUCCCUCCUCUCUCUCUCUCUCUCUCUCUCUCUCUCUCUCUCUCUCUCUGUCUCUCUCUCGUUACAUAAGGGCAUUAUGUAACUUUAGCCAAAUGGUAGCCUCUGGGUUUUAUUUUUUUUUUCCCUCUCCAUAAUGUUAAUGGAUUAUCUCAAAUUUUAAGUUAGACUACCUAAAAUAAAUACCAAAGAUAAUGCACAUUUUUGCACAGUGGAGUUUAUAUGAAAAAGUGGGGGGGGGGGGUUGAGGUAGAGCCCCAUGGGUUUUUCUUGAGAUCAAGAAAUGAUAACUUUGAACCUCAGCAGGAUCUUGAACCAUUCAUUUUGCACCUUGGUCAGAAAACAGAGCAAGAAACACACCGUCUAAUGUGUGUACUGCUUUUAAUUUUUUUUUUCAUGUAUACUUCUUAUAUGAGGAGGAAGAGGUAGAAGAGAAAGGAAUCAGAAAAAGUAAGCACAAAUUUUCCUUACAUACACACACUUAGCAUCUUUUCUUUCCUGACUGGUAGUGAUGGUUGGGCUAAUGUAGUCAAGGGAGAAAUGGUUACAGAUACAUAGACCUUUUUUUUUUUUUCCUGAGUUUUUUGAACAUUCCAGAAUGUGUUUCAUAAGAUCAGCCCUUGGUUGAAUGUUGUGACUCUCCUAGCCCCUCUAAUCAGCCAUCCAGCGUGAAUGAUAACUGGAUUUCAGCUUCUGUAGAUGAAAUUAUUGUUAAGGCGUCUUUGUCUUAGUGUCCCCUUAGGAAAGUUUCCUGGUCUCUAGGUUUGUUCUGAUCAGCCUGGAGUGAGUGGUACAGGGGCAGCAAGGGAUGACAAGUCCAAAGAGAAGGACGUCCACAGGGUACAGAUAAGCCACUCUGAUGAGCACUUCAGCUCAAGUAUUCUGGAAAGAGAGGAAAGUUGCCUUGGUUGUGGCAAAGGGUAGGGAAAAGAAUGUGUCGGUAUUUAAGGACAAAGACAACAAUUACAACUUAACACGAUUCCCAGAGAUGGAGUUACUAGCAUUAAGAGGAUUUCUUCCCUCUGCGCAUGCACACUCUUUAUUAAUGGGAGCCUACCGAGCUGUCUUGCAGAGAGAACCGUGGAGUAGGCUGUUGAGGAGAUGUGGUUCUCCAGAAAUCCCUUCUGCUUGGCCGCCUACCUUCCUGGAAACUUCAUUAAUUUUCAAUUUCCCCAUUAUAACCCCAGAAUAGAUCUAUGUUUUUGUCUUGUGAAUUCUGGGGUUGCUGAUUUUCAUUUCCAAUUGGAAUCUCAAAAUCAACUCUCAUGGUAUUACAUCCUGGUAUGCCAUUAAAAAAAUAAAACAAACAGCUUGUUCUAGAAUCAUGUACUUCCUUGUAAAUUCAUGUGUGUGAUGGUGUCCCAUUCUCUGAGGAGAACCUUAUCUGAACACAGUGCCUGCAAAAUGCUAAUGGUUGCUAUUGUUUGCAAUGUUCCAAGUGGAUGGAGAACGGUGGUGUUACUGUCCUUAAACCAAGAAAGAUACUAAGCUUGUGGUUGUGGGUUUUUCUUUUCUUUUUUAAAAUGUCCUUAUUUAAAGGCAAGUUUGAGAUGUUGGAAGAGUUGGAGGAUUAGGGAGGCUAGAACUCACAGGAGAGAUAACAAUUUGACCUUUGACAAUGAGAGACAAUUGAGGGCCUGAGUCACUGCUACUGUGAUGCUUAGCAAAGGAAAAAAAUUAAAAAAAAAAAAAUAACCAAACCAAAGAGUAUUCAGUGGAAUGUAAUCUACAUGAAGAUGAAGAGGAAAAGUGGCUGACCAGGAAGGAGCUCUACCCCCAAACACACAGUGCCACCAAGAGAGACCUGAGGUAUUUGAAAGGGGCUGGGGGACUUGAAGAGCAGGGGCAAGAAAGAAGGAGGGGAGUCUUUCAAACUAUUUCUGAAAAAGAGGGAAAAAAUUUAAAAUAUCUGGUGCAUAGGUUUGUUUUCUUUUUUCUUUUUCAAGAAAAUUUUGCAGAAGCUAUGUUUUUAAAGUGUACAUUUUAUAAAGUUUAUCAGAUAUUUUCAUAUUUAAAGCCAAAUGUAAAUAGAAAUCUGUAAAGGAAAACAAAUGCCAUAGAAAGUAUAAUUUCAGCAGCAGUUUUUUGAGAGCUCAUAUCUAUAUGCUACCGGUUAGCAUGGUUUUAGCAAGUAUUUCCCGGCCUUAUAAAGUUCGUUUUGCUAUGUUCUUUUGUUAUUUAUUUCAGCAUGGACUGUUUAUUUGAGAGCUUUUUUAUAGUUAUUAGUGUCUUAAUAGUUAUGAGCUUUAAAUGGCUUUUUUUUUUUUUUUUUUGAUCAAGAGCCAGGACAUAGGUAACGCACAACAGUCAUUGUUGGGUGUUACCUUCAACACAUGUCUUUAUUUGACUGCGUCUCCCAGACUAGGGCCCACAAGCUACUCGGACACAGACUGAAGAGACUCACCAUGUAAAUCUGGUACCCAGAGGCUUGUUGCUUCUCUAUUGUGAGCAAAUCCCUUUAGGGUGAAUUCCCUUUUUUGAAGAAUGGUUGCCCAGAUUGGGAUAGGAGUUAUAUUUUUUGGGGGUGUGGGGUGGGGGGAGGCAUAGAUUCCUGGUUAUUCUAUUUUUAAAUAAAAGGCAGACAAAGUAAAUUCUAUUUUGACUAUUGAGAAAGGCAUAGUUUUCUAUCCCUCUAAGAGUAUACUUGAAUCAGACAUUUUCAGGAGGUCACUAUAGCACUGUAGUCAUUUCCAAAUGCCUAGCAAAAGUUAGACUUUGAUUUUUGUUACAUCCAUUCAUUAUUUUUGUUCCUUUCUUUCUUCCCCGUGUACUCCCUCCCCAAAUCUUGAUGUGUAUUAGAUAAACUCUGUCCCCCAAAUGAUGUUCCCCUUGCAGAUAAUAAACAUCAGCUUUUAUUUUAUGGUAAGGCAGUCCGUAAGAGCAAACAGCUUGUCCUGGGAAGUGGAGUGAGCUCUUUUUCAUUCUAUUUAAUAAUAUUAAGCUGAUUUUUUUUUUUUAAGUUUUGCAUUGUUACCACCUCACCCCCAAUCUUCAGCAAACUGAAACUCUUUGCUGUGAAUAUGAGUUUUGAGCUCUGGGCUCUGGCAUGUUGAACAUUUCUGGCCGUUGACAAUCAUGAUAGUCAUUAUUUUCUCAUCUGCCAUCUUUUUCGUAUCUAAAGUCUUCCUAUUAUACUGCACAAACCAUGGAUUGUAAAUAUUUUUUAUAUAUUAUGUCUUAUUUUAUUAUUUCUAAAUAAAAGUUGAAAAUUGCAAGUA